Molecule: messenger RNA, 5700 nt
Organism: Haliotis rubra (blacklip abalone)
Lineage: Eukaryota; Metazoa; Mollusca; Gastropoda; Lepetellida; Haliotidae
Product: COMM domain-containing protein 5-like
Exons: 7
Coding region: 281-949 (222 amino acids)
Cellular component (GO): nucleus
Source: RefSeq, a predicted model, not a curated record
UCAUGUGCUCUUCCGGAUUCAGAAGUGGGCAGGUCUCGUAAAGUGGUUCAUCAACACUAUCAGGGUGUUUAACGUAAAGCUAGAAAUCACGUGUGUUGCCACUAUCGCAAUGUCAUAAACCUAGGCCAGGAAACAAGGUGGCAUGAAGAUUCCUUUCAAAGGAGUAUAUAUCUUGGAUAUUGUACGCAACUGACAUUCACCAACUGUUAGUAUUGGAGCCGCAGAAGAUUGCGACUGAGGCCGGUGUAGGCAGUUAGCACACAGCGUUUACAAUAGCAAGAUGUCUAUCGUCCAAGUUGUUGGAUCGGGCGUGAAAGCCAGUGCUUCAGCAGAUCGCACAUCAUUCAUCGGAGCCCGGGUCCCCCAGGAAGUGAAAGCACUUUCAAAGCCACUUGCCAAACUUGACAAAGAGACUUUCAGAAAAUUGUUGAAAAUGGUGGUUGCAGCCAUGGAGGGAGAGGAGGUCAAGCACAAACAGAUCAAAGAAAUCAUUUCCAACGGUGAAAGUGAAGAGUCACUGACCGCCAUGUAUACUGGCUUGUACACACUGCUCCGUACAGCUCUAAGGCACCCUCAAACGUCACUGAAGAUGGAGUUGUUCAAGGUUGACUUAAAUGACCUACACAUACCAGAGGAGUUCCAGACAGACAUUGCCAGCGUCAUCUUUGGAAAUAGGAGACCCAAGAUAGACAAACAUGCUGUUGCCAGUCGACCCCACCUGCCAAGUUUAGACCUGUUCAGAUGGAGAGUAGAUGUAGCUAUAUCAACAAGCGUGUUGAACCGAGUGCUAGAACCCACCGUCAUGAUGGAGAUGACUCUCAGUAAUGGCAGAAUCCAUACAUUUGAGGUGCCAGUUUCAAAAUUCCAUGAACUACGAUACAAUGUUGCAUACGUGUUGAAAGAGAUGGAAGAUUUAGAGAAAAGAAGUAUACUGAAAAUACAAGACUGAGUGAUAUAUUUUAGAUACAUUUGUUAAUAUAUACAUUUGUUACCAUGGUAACCAUUGACAUCACAGCAUUCCUAUGUUUCAGGUGCACAUUAUAUAUAUUAUAUUCACAAAUAUAUUGGACAGCCUGAGACAACAAUGUUGAAUGACUGAUGGAAAUGAUUGAAUGAAAAAUGGUAGUUGCAAACUCUUGUGAAAAGGACUUGUAUUUCCAGGGAUUUACCUAGAAUUCCACAUGUAAAUGUUCAUGGAAGGCAAAUUUUGAAACACAUUUUGUUAGUUUAAAAUUGGGAUACUAAUUGAUGUACUGUAAUAUGUUUUACAUUGCAUUCCAUGCAAAAGUGUAAAGCUGAAUAUUUAAGUCUCUUGCUUGGUAUUGAUUCCUGUCAGAAGAAUACAAAUACAAGUCAAAUCUACAAAGCCAUAACACCCAUGGAAAUAUUAAUGCGAAUUUCGAAUUAGGGAAUUUAUGUGGACAUUUGCUGCAGACUUGAGGUCGAAUAUCUGAGUCAGUCUAGAUAAAUGCUUGACAUAUAUUCUUUGCUUGACACUCAGAGUGACUGCCACAUGUUUUACAGUAAUACCAUGGUGUAAUGUUACAGCAGUGCCACAGCUUUAUGCCACAGUAAUACCAAGGUGUUAUGUUACUGUUACAGAGAUAUCAUAGUCAUAUGUUACAGUAUCCCUAUCUGAAUGUUACAGUAAUACCAUGGUCUUGUGUUACAGUAAUAAUGCAGUGUCAUAAACGAUGUCAUUGAACUCAUAUCUUAGUGCUUGCUUCUGCUCCACAAAGCUUGUGAUUUAUGUUUAUAAAUUCAUAAAUUCAUAGAUUUUUGUUUAUGGAUGUUAUAUGAGAAGAUAAGAUUUCCUUACAGGCUUGUUUUGAACUUAAAUAUAUGAGUGGUGUUUAUUUGUUUUAGGAAAACAGCAGAUGAAUUGCAUAAUAAAUCAUGUCUUUAUUUCAUUGAACAAGUACAUGUUGAACACUAAUAUCAUUUACAUUAUUUUCCUAGACUAUGAGUGUGUUGCUGAUUUGAUUGAGGUUUAAUGCUGCAUUCAGCAAUAUUCCAGCUAUAUGGCGACAGUCUGUAAAUAAUCAAAUCUUGACCAGACAAUCCAGUGAUAGCAGCCUGAGCAUCUAUGUACUCAAUCUAGAUACGAUGACAUGUCACCCACGUCCGCAAGCCUGACCACCCAAUCCGGCUAGUCGCGUCUUACUAGAAGCAGGGGUUGUUGAAGAAGAAAUUGUUGCCUCAAAUACUCGAAAAGUUCCUGGCACUGAAUGUCGUACAUCGUGGAGAGGGUGAACUUUGUGUUGUACUGUGGGCAGUUAUGUCACUGUCACUGUGCAGUAUAUUCCCCCAACUCACUUUUUGGUAUGAUUUCACUUGAGAGAAUUAUUCCACAUCAAACAUCCAAUAUAUACUACUCAACAGACGUUCAGGAGCACCCAAGUGUUUCAUGAUAUAAUGAUCCUGUCAUGUGUUGUGACAGAUUAAUGAUGGCUCUUUGCAAAUUGUGUUCUUUAACUCUUUUUUGAGUAGUAUAUGUAUUUUAGAGGGACCAAACUUUGUCAAACCUUAUUAUUUUGAUAGUUGGAAAUGUUAUUAAAUGACUGAACAUUAUAUGGUGUUCUUCAGACUACAAGAAGUAAUCCAUUCCAGUGGUUUGUGAAAAUGGAUUUUACUCUGGUCUCAGACAAAAGUGUUCCCUGAAAAAAAACAGUUAUCAUAAUGUCCAUUCCUUUCACUGUUGUGAUGUAAAAUAUGAAAAUUCAUUCAUUAUUUGCAUGUUUGCCUUGAGAAACACAGAUGCUGAGUUUGUUGGAUUCCAGACGAACCAAUAAUCAAUGUCAGUAAAAUCAGAUCUUAGUUCUCGCUGCUGGAUGCCUGAGGACAUCCCAUGACUAGUCACUGCAGGAGAGGGUGGUGGGAUAGCCUAGUGGUUUAGUUUGAGCGGCAUAAAACUAAACUCAAUCACUCACUCACUGCAGAAGAUCCAUAUUUGGACUUUCAUCAAUUCAUGAAAUUUAAAAGCAGUAUUUACAUGUAAUAUUAGCCAGUCAAAAUGCAGCAUCCUCAGGCUCAACAGUAUAAGGUUUAGACUGGUGACUUUCAUUCCAGACUGUGCUUUAAAAAUAUUUUGAUAAACGUCUUCUUUGAAAACUGCACAAAAGAACAUGCUGGAAUGUCUGUUGCAUUGUGUAGCAACCUUUACAUGAGACAUGUUAAAUAUUUUGUGUUCAAGUCCAUUUACCAUUGACAUGAGAAACAGACAAUGAUUUUGACAAAAUCAGACUUCCUAUAACUGUUAUUCAGAACAACCCCAAAUUAACAACUUUGAGGUUGCAUUUUUAGUAAACAAAUUUUGACUGCAACUUCACUGAUAUGCAAAGGAACAUUCUGAUAGGUCUUAUUGAGGGUCAUUUUGACAUUAAUCAGUAUUGGAUGUCUUCUCAAAUCUCAGUCCAGUGGUUGUGAGAAGUUGAUCUGAUUUAAUGAGAAUGACAAAUAACUCAGACCCUCAAUAACUGACUUUGAGAAAAUCUAGACAUACAACUGUUCAAAGUUCAACUGUUCAAUCAUCUUUCUAUUCCUUUAACAUUGAUUGGAGUUUUGUUUAUUGCAGUUGAUACCUUUUAACUGAUGAUGUGAACCCACCUGAAUUUCUUGUCACAAUAUCAUAAUAUCAGGGGUGGCACUAUAUCAUUUAUGGAUACAAUUUGCAUAUUUUAGACACAUAUGUAUUUGCUUUUUUUUGUGAACCUGUCCAGAUAUUGUUUUUGCUUUGAUUGCAUUUUAUGACAGGACCCAGAUUUGGUAAUUGGAAAACAUACAUAUUUGAUUUUGAAAGCGGAAUCGGUUUUGACAUGAGUUGCCUACAUGAAUGCAUUUGACAUGUUAAAUUCAUAAGUAGUCCCAAUAUUGCUGUCUACAAUGCAUCAGUUGCUUGAGACGCCCUUGUAGUCCUCCAUAUUGCUACCUACACAUUACAAUGAUGGGAUACCCAUCUCAACACCUGGUUGGCACAUUGGUCAGUGUGUUAGGUUCACACAACACCAAGAUUUUGUUCCAAAACACCCAGUACGACUGUUCGUUAUGAAGUGUUCGUGAUGUAAUUGAAGCACGGGUAAAAUCCUUAAAUACUAGUGUAUCUCCUGUAUGUGUGUUUUGAAGGGUGUGAGUAUCAUCAAGUGUUUUCCUUGAGACAAACAUCGCUCUUUCUCAACAGUAUUACAGCUCACGUAUAUCCUUUGUGUUGUCGUAUUGUGUUUUGUUUUUGAUUUGAAAAAGUGUUCUUUCGAGCUUUCGAGCCAAUUUAAGAGAAAACACCCAACGUGUUAUGUUUGGGAUUGCACCGUCAUUCAAGCACGUACUCAUGUUCUUUCAUGUAGAAGCCGCGGUGUCGGAGAGGAUUAGAUCGCUGACUUUGUGUGCUGGCGGCUUGGUGCUUUCCUUUGAGCGUUGGUUCGAAUCCCGGACAGAAUCUGUACUUUACUGAGAAAGUGUAAUCUCAAAUAUAACAUAUGUUGUAUUUGACCACUUUCUAAAAUGGAUUGUGUAUUCAAAGAGGACAUCAGAAACAUUUAAUUACCCAACUAAACAAUUCAGCCAUUUCAGCCAGCUGUACCAUAUCUGUGAAUGUCUACGCAUAUGAUCCUGUGUGGCACAGUUUGCGGUAGGCGUUAGCUGACAUCAUUUGACGACAGUGUCCAGACACGUCGGGCUGACAGUCCACAGCAGUCCUGGCUAAACGCAGGGUCAGACAUUGUUCAUUCUAUUCGUAAAUGUCAUUAAGACAUUAUUCACUAGGGGACAUUUUAAUCCUUAUCCUGUGUUUUUUGUUGAACCCCACAUUCAGCAAUAUUCCAGCGUUCUUAAGAUAAUGUCUGGACCAGAUAAUCCCAUGACUGACAUACUGAGCAGGAAUCUUUGAGAGUAGAUGGCUAAAAUCAAUACUCACCGAGCGUAACAACCCGAUCUAUUUAAUCGCCUCCUCUGACAAACAGGUUGCUGAGGGCAUAUAUCUUUAACAGAAUCCAUAUGGUCGUAUAACAUUACAAAUACACUGGACCUAUUUAUUCAUUACACGGUCUGUGCAGGUGCUCUUUAAUAGUUUACUAUUCAUAACUGGCCUUGAGUCUCAGUGUCCGUGUUAUAUUCCGGAGUCUUCCAGCCAAUCAUCAAUGUGUAUGUAUACUGCAGUUAUUUAAUUGGAUACUCUAAUGCAUACCUUGAUAUGUGUUUGUAAAUAAUAUUAAAUGUUUCAGCAUGCCAAUAGAUUGAGUGAUAUAAUUAAAUAUCCUGACUGAAAGAAAGGUCGAUAUAAUGUGUAGCUGAUCUUGUCUUGUGUCCACGUUUCAGUGAGACAUGGAAAUGUACAAUGGAUCAUGUUGAGUGCAGUGGUAUUCAUUUAGGAUGAAUUAAAAAAACACAUUUAUAUGUAAACAUAUAAACUGAUAAAUACCUGAUUUUUGGUCAAAUUGAUAUUGCUGAUUAUGAUGAUCCAAAGGUACUAACUCAUUUAGGAAUACUUUGAAAUUGACCGAUUUUAGUAAAAAUAUAAUCCAUCAAGUUAAGUAACGAUUUCUUUGAUAUUAUAUUGGUCGUCCAUAAUUGUUAUCACAUGUUGAAAUGGUAGAACUAGAAAGACUUACGUCGUAUCCAUUUGUAGGGCUGUUGGUUUUUUGUAUUUCAAAUAGAUGUUUAUCACCUAAAUUGAUAUUACAAGCCAAAUAAAUUAUGCAAUUAAAA